CUGCACUAUGUCUUCCUCGACCACCAUGAGCAUGAUGUCCACCCCAUCGCCCGUAGUAGCCAAUCAACCACCUAUUGUCUAUAUUCUUCAGGUACUCCCUCGGGUCAUUUCUUUCAUAGGUUCACUUCUCUCCUUAAUCGGUCGAGCACUUGUGGGGACGGGGCGCUUCAUCCUCACUCCGGUCUUCGUCGCUUCAACACCUCUGCUCUACAUCUUAGCUCCAGUCAUCGUCUUCAUACGCGUCCUAAUCGAAUCCCUUAUCUUAACACCGUAUCGAAUUGUCACAUACCUCCUGGACGCGUUGUACCCCGUGUAUGUCUUCGUGGGAACAGCAUGUCUAUGUGCCGGUGUUGUCGCCCUUGGAGCACGUCUUAUAAUUUACGCUGCCGGUCAAGUCCUCUUGGAACCAUCUGCUUCUCCAUCAACGAACUCCGUGGAAACUGAGCAUGCCCCGCGAGCAUCAUCUAUGCAGAGGAAGUCAAUGAAGCGGGUGUCGAUCAAAGAGGAGAAGAGACCGCAGCGUAUUGGCUGAGCUCAUGUGAGAACGAACUGCACAUUGCUUUCUUGCCUCGCAACGAUUCCCUUGAGUCAUCCACACAAGCAGAUCACCGGUAUCUCUGUUGUCGCAAACCGUGCUCUCAUCACUGUGACAAGUCUCGCUUUCUCCCUGUAUUAUUUCAAAUGUCUCAACGAAUCAUGAAUGGCGACGCAUGUACCGUCUUGUAUCGAAUAUCGGAAGCCGUUGGUAGGGAAUACAAUUUGACACAUUUGGAUUGUUU
Messenger RNA from Somion occarium, 779 nucleotides. Lineage: Eukaryota; Fungi; Basidiomycota; Agaricomycetes; Polyporales; Cerrenaceae. The record is from the annotation of a GenBank genome assembly.